UUUUGGACUUCAGAAUUUGUCCAUCCUCUCGGGUACAAUCUGUCAAGUCUCAAGAGAAGCUUUCACCUGCCACCCUGCUGCUGCUGGAGCCAACGUGAGCCACAGUUGAUGUGGAUUCCCUCGUUCCUCCCCAUCCCUGCUGUUGCUGGUGACUGGGCUGAUUGCAUGCCCUGCCAUCCUUUGUGGGACAUGCUGCUGUGGACAGCUCUGCUAUUUCUGGCUCCAGUUGCUGGGACACCUGCAGGUCUCCCGAAGGCUGUGCUGGACCUCGAGCCCCCAUGGGUCAAUGUGCUCCAGGAGGAUCGCGUGACCCUGAAGUGCCAGGGGGCCCACACCGCUGCAGAUCACCUCACCCAGUGGUUCCAUAAUGGGAGCUUCAUCCCAACCCUGGUCAACUCCAACUACAGCUUUAAGGCCAGAAAACAGGACAGUGGGGAGUACAGGUGCCAGACCAACCAGACCAGCCUCAGUGACCCUGUGCAUCUGGACGUGACUUCUGACUGGCUGCUGCUCCAGACCCGACGCCUGGUGUUCCAGAUAGGGGACCCCAUCGUGCUGAGGUGUCAUAGCUGGCAGAACCGGCACCUGUACAAGAUCACCUUCUUCCAGGAUAGAAAAUCCAAGCAGUUCUCCUCUCUGAAUUCCACGUUCUUCAUCCCAGAAGCCAACCUCAGUCACAGCGGUGACUACCACUGCACGGGAAUGAUAGGCCAGAUGCUGCGCUUCUCCCAGUCCGUGGCCAUCACCGUCCGAGAGUCCGGCCGGAGCGACUCCUCCGUGAUGAUGACGGUCGUGGCUGCAGUCGCUGGCUCUGUUGCAGUGGCCAUCCUCGUGGCUGCUGUGGCCUGGUUCCGCCUCAGGCAAAAGCAAACUUCAGCCAAUGUCACUGAUACUGAAGAGGCUGCCAAAAUUGAGGCUGAGAAUACCAUCACCUACUCACUUCUCUUGCACCCGGAGGAAGAGGCAGAGGCAGAUUACCAGAACCAAAUUUAGCCUCCAUUAUCUUGCCUGCGGCCCCAGGGAAAGAGAAUCAGAGACACCAGUUUGCCUGGCCCAGUUCCCCUGAGGGAGGACAAGAGGAUGCCAUGGUUCCAAAGGAAGAGAAGGACCCUUCCAGGGACAUCUGUGUGAAUCCUGAAGCUUGAAGUCCUAAAAGUCGCAGACAGUGUGGUCCCAGAUGACUGACUGUCCUGGUUCCUUUUGAGUCUCAGCACUUCUUGCCAUCAAGACUCUCUUUCUGUACAGACCAUGUAUUACUUUUAUAAUAAAAUAUAGAAAACAA
Molecule: messenger RNA, 1282 nt
Organism: Neogale vison (American mink)
Lineage: Eukaryota; Metazoa; Chordata; Mammalia; Carnivora; Mustelidae
Gene: FCGR2B
Product: Fc fragment of IgG receptor IIb
Exons: 7
Coding region: 109-993 (294 amino acids)
Biological process (GO): cell surface receptor signaling pathway
Molecular function (GO): transmembrane signaling receptor activity
Source: RefSeq, a predicted model, not a curated record